AUGGCGGCCCUGCAGCUGCAGGGGAGAAGGCUCCUCCUUUUGCAGCCCCUCCCCCUCCUCGCGCGGCAAGCCCUCCGCCGUGCCGUCCCGCCGCCCAUCCCCCGCUGCCGCUUCCUCGGCUCCUCCUCCCCGCCCGCGGCACCGGCCUCCCCCUCCCCGCCCGCACCCGGCCCCCGCUCCCCGUCCGGCUCGCUCCUGCCGACGAGCGCCGCGGCCGUCGUGCCGGCCGCGCGCGGCGCUGGGUCCCCCGGCCUCGAGAUCUCCGCUCCGCAGCGAGGCCGGGCCACCUCGGGCUGGCCCCUUCCGUCGUCGGCGUUGCUCCACGCCGCGGCGCCCUGGGCGCUCUGGACAUCGGCCGCGGCUGAUGACAUGGUGGGCGCGCUCAUCGGCGCCAACUUGUCCGUCUUCAUGCUCUGGCGCGUGCUCGCCUAUCCCAGGUUCAUCACGGAUCCUCACAUGGUUUGGCUGGACAUGUACUUCGGCGGGCGGCUGCACACGCUGCUCACGACCGCCUCCGGCAACGUGGAUCCCAUGUUCAUGAGGAAACAUUUCAUGACCUCGCUGGACAAUUUCACGAGUGGGCGUUUGCACACGAUGCUCACCAGUUCUUUCAGCCACAUGAACCUUAAGCACCUCUUCAACAACAUGGUCGGCCUCUACUUCUUCGGCUCGAGCAUUGCCCGCACGUUUGGUCCUGGUUUUCUUUUCCAACUGUACGUUACUGGAGCACUUACUGGGUCUGUAUUCUACCUGGCAGAAAAGAUUUUUCUAGCUCCACGAAAAGAGGUUUUUGGAGGAUGGAAAACUCCCUGUCUUGGUGCAAGUGCUGCAGUUAAUGCAAUUAUUCUUCUUGAGAUAUUUCUGCAUCCGACGAAGCUACUAUACUUGCACCUUUUCAUUCCGGUUCCAGCUGCAUUAGUGGGAGUUGGUUUGAUUGGUGCUGAUUUGUGGAGGGUCAAGAAGGGUGGGAGUCGCGUGUCAGGCUCUUCUCAUCUGGGAGGUGCCCUAGUCGCGGCGGUUGCCUUUGCAAAAAUCAAGGGCUGGAUCUGAUCAUGCAGUUUACUCAUACUCACAUGCAGCAAAUCCAAGGGCCUGCUUGCUUCCACCCUGGUGGCCACUUCUUAGAUUGAAAUUUGCUGUUAUGCGACUACUAUCAACGGUCUGAGGGCCGACUCGUGGACCAUGCCGCUUAUUAUCCAAGUUUCUGAUGUAGAAAUAUUUAAACAAAGUCUAGAUAACAUCAUUGCAGCAGUUACUAGGCCGGUUGCGACGGUGAUGCGCUGAUAUUUUGUGUGCGACCCUGCGUGUCGCAUGGAUGUACUUGUAUCUCAUGUUAUCCUGAUACCUGUAGCUAGCAUCAGGCCUUGCUGCUGUUGCUACUCACCCACGUGGUGUGUGUUUUGCAAAUGCAUCAAUGAGCACGAGGCUAACUCUUGAUGC
Molecule: messenger RNA, 1440 nt
Organism: Triticum dicoccoides
Lineage: Eukaryota; Viridiplantae; Streptophyta; Magnoliopsida; Poales; Poaceae
Product: RHOMBOID-like protein 12, mitochondrial
Exons: 9
Coding region: 1-1050 (349 amino acids)
Cellular component (GO): membrane
Molecular function (GO): serine-type endopeptidase activity
Source: RefSeq, a predicted model, not a curated record